Aaosphaeria arxii CBS 175.79 is the source of this 873-nucleotide messenger RNA. RefSeq lists its product as uncharacterized. The transcript is spliced from 3 exons. NCBI's taxonomy places the organism in Eukaryota, Fungi, Ascomycota, Dothideomycetes, Pleosporales. The coding region runs from base 106 to 378 and encodes 90 amino acids. The record is from RefSeq and is a predicted model, not a curated record.
CAUUCCACCACCAGCGUCGUAUCAUCGCACCCAGAAGACCCAUCCCGUCUGAUCCAAUCCUUCACAUCUUAAUCCGCCCUUUACCUAUCCACCGCCAUCGCAUCCAUGGAUUCUCUCAACCAGAACGAGCAGCGUGAGCUCCAAACCCGCAUGGAGAAGAAGCAGAUGAAGGAAUUCAUGAACAUGUACUCCAACCUCGUCCAGCAAUGCUUCGACAACUGCGUCAACGGCUUCGAGAGCAAAUCCCUGACCUCGCGCGAGGAGGGCUGCGUCAUGCGAUGCGUCGACAAGCACAUGAAGGCCUCUCAGCGAUUGGGCGACCGCUUCCAGGAACAGAACGCUGCCAUGGCCCAGUCCGGUGGAAUGCCUGGCCGAUAAAUUCAAUCAACCGGAUCAUAUUCACACAUACAAAGACACAACCACACCGCACACCACGGAAUGACUUGGAUUGAUAGUAAAAAAGACAAAAUAACGAAAUGGUUCAUUACUGCAUGUACCGGUGACGACCGGAAUGACCUUGUAUUAUUGGCGCCGACCUGUUGAUUAUCAGAUGGGGGACGGCGUGGACGUUCCGCCAUGGGCAAUUUUGGGAAAUAUUUCCAUUGUAUCAGUAACUAGGGUUAUCGCUUACGCUCGAAUGAACAGGAGCGCGCAAAUGCAUCAUCGAUUCCUCUCUCUACAGAUUUCGGUUGUUUUGGCUUGUUUUCGUCCUCACUGUUCAUUAUUGCUUCGGCUAGUUGGUUCAGACACCACUACCUAUCAGUGAAAACCAGAUAUGAAACGGUGUCACGGCUGUCCUACCUCGUAGAAUUGAACACAUCCACAUGGUAUAUGACGGUCCGGCAACGAGACAAAAGCUUAGGACGGUUGGCU